This is a messenger RNA of Alnus glutinosa, 2046 nucleotides long. RefSeq names its product transcription factor TCP7. The transcript has a single exon. NCBI's taxonomy places the organism in Eukaryota, Viridiplantae, Streptophyta, Magnoliopsida, Fagales, Betulaceae. Gene Ontology annotation, biological process: regulation of circadian rhythm. Gene Ontology annotation, cellular component: nucleus. Bases 356 to 1168 code for a protein of 270 amino acids. Gene Ontology annotation, molecular function: DNA-binding transcription factor activity; sequence-specific DNA binding. The record is from RefSeq and is a predicted model, not a curated record.
CAACCAAAGAAAGAAGAAGAAGAGAGGAAGAAGCUAAGCUACAAUGAGCUGUGGUGUAUGAGAAAGGGGCCCCACCACCCAUGUGCCCUCCUCCUGUCUCCACCAGCUCCUGCCGCUCAAUCAUUAGUCUCUCUGUUCCCCUCCCUCCCAAAACCCUCUCUCUUUCUCUCUCUCUCUCUCUCUCUCUCCAAGCAAGUCUUCUCUUUCUCUCUCUAGAAGAACUCUUCUGUGUGUCUGUAACACCAACAGCUCAUCGCAGCCAUAACACUCACUCUACUCUCUAUUAUUUAUUUAUUUUUAGUUUACUGUGGGUGUUGUCUCUUUCUCUAUCUAGGUCUAGGGAAGACUAAGACCCAUGUCUAAUUCAGAUGGAGCAAACAACGGCGUUACAAACGGCGCCAUAAUAGACCCGCAGAGGCAGCAGCAGCCGCCUGGGAACGGAGCGCUGGUUGUCAAGAAGGCGCCGUCGAAGGACCGUCACAGUAAGGUGGACGGCAGGGGACGGCGUAUCCGCAUGCCGAUCAUAUGCGCGGCCCGUGUCUUCCAGCUGACUCGGGAGCUCGGCCACAAGUCAGACGGCCAGACCAUCGAGUGGCUCCUCCGCCAAGCUGAGCCGUCCAUCAUAGCAGCCACGGGAACGGGCACCACCCCGGCCAGCUUCUCCACCGUCUCGGUCUCCUUACGCGGAGGCGGCGGCGGCUCCGCCUCGCUCACUUCGUCCUCAACGUCCUCCUCGCUCUCCCACUCUCUGGACCACAAGCCCUUGCUGGGCCCCACGCCCUUCAUCUUGGGGAAGCGCAUGCGAGCCGACGACGACGGCGAUGGCAAGGACGACGGCUCCGGAGGCGUCUCCGUGGGCCACACCAUGGGCUCGCUGGGGCCCACCGCCCCGGGAUUCUGGGCGGUGCCGGCCAGACCGGACCUCUGGAGCUUCGCUGCUGCCGCUGCCGCCGCGGGGCCGCCGCCGGAGUUGGUGGUGCAGGCGCAGGCCGCGUCGCACCACCAGCAGUCGUUGUUCCUCACUCACCAUCAUCAUCAUCAGCAGCAGCCCAUGGGCGAGGCCUCGGCGGCCAGAGUGGGAAAUUACCUUCCAGGGCAUCUGAAUUUGCUGGCUUCCUUGUCGGGCGGACCGGGGAGUUCGGGUCGGAGAGAGGACGAUCCUCGCUGAUAAUUCCGCUCUCUUUUGGUGCUAGUAGUGGUGGUGGUGGUGGUGGUGGUGUUUUUAAUUUGGUAUAUAAGAAUAUCUGUAUGUUUAUUGCCUUUUCUUUUUGUGUGUGGUGGGGUGUGUGCCCAAGGAAGAGGAUUUUUAGUGAAUUUGUUAGGGUUAGGGCUUUUAGUUUUGAGUGGAGGAAUUAGGGUUUGUGGGGCUUUGGGGAUUCAAUUAGGGGGAUUCACUACUUUCUUUGAAGAUUAAUUAGGAUUUUAGGGUUCAAAUUUGUUUAGGUUCUGGGGGGGUUUUCUUGUUGGAGGAGAGAGGGAGUGAAGAAUUCGGGUUUGUGCUUGACAAUUCACCGUGGAAAUUGCGAGGGUCUUUCUGGAAUUGGGUGGAUAUGCAAGUCCAGACUCCAGGCCAAUAAUUGUAUAAUUUCGGGCAUUUCAUGACAAACUUGGGAUUGCUGUUUGCUAGUUUGUCACCACUUGAGUAAUGGCAUUUACAAGACUGCUGCGUACAAGUUUGGUCGGUGCAUUGCUCAAUUGAAGUAUGCAGUUAAGCUGAUGCGCCAAUUCAGUUCUCUCCAAGUUUGUUGGAAUGGUGAAUGAGAAAACCAGUCUCUUUGCUUGAGUUUGGUCGGAGGUUGAUUCUUGCUCUCUCUCUUUGGCUUUCAUGCUCUAUGUUCGUUGUAAUGGUCUCGAUGGCUACUGGGUGUGUGAAAGAUGCUCUAUUUCCUCUCUGUAAGACCUCAGCGUUCCAGAAUUUUAUCAGUAUUCUUAGCCAUUUCUUAGAUUUAUCAGCGUGAAAAAUAAUGUGUUCAUCAUCUCCUGUAUGUAAGUGGAUUGUUUUUGGGUGCCUAUGGUGUGAAUAAAAAAACCCAUCUGUUUCUCUCA